Messenger RNA from Silurus meridionalis, 1979 nucleotides. RefSeq names its product Bardet-Biedl syndrome 4 (gene bbs4). Gene Ontology annotation, cellular component: ciliary basal body. Gene Ontology annotation, biological process: cilium assembly; protein localization to cilium. The transcript has 16 exons. Lineage: Eukaryota; Metazoa; Chordata; Actinopteri; Siluriformes; Siluridae. Gene Ontology annotation, molecular function: protein binding. The record is from RefSeq and is a predicted model, not a curated record. Bases 98 to 1678 code for a protein of 526 amino acids.
UUGGCGGUACAUUGUUGCCACGGUAACGGCUGGGCGUUUGAGGGCACCUCGAGAAACCGGAAGUGCGUGUCGUUGUAAUCCGCUCCACGAAAAAAGGAUGGCUGACGACGAGAGCGUCAAAACGGAGGUUUCGCUGCCUGUGUCCUUGAAAGCGCGCCCUAAAAAAGCCCCGGAGCUUCCAAUCCUUGAGAGGAGGAACUGGCUGAUCCAUCUACACUACAUCCGUAAAGACUAUGAGUCCUGCAAGGCAAUUAUAAAAGAGCAGCUGCAGGAGACUCAGGGUGUGUGUGAAUAUGCCAUAUAUGUCCAAGCUCUGAUUUUACGUUUAGAGGGAAAGAUCCAGCAGUCUCUAGAGCUGUUUCAGAGCUGUGCCAUCCUCAACCCAACCAGCUCGGACAACCUCAAGCAAGUGGCUCGCUCGCUUUUUCUCUUAGGGAAACAUAAGGCCGCCAUCGAGGUUUACAACGAGGUGGCUCGUCUCAAUCAGCGAGACUGGGAGAUCAACCAUAAUCUCGGGGUUUGCUACAUCUACACUAAGGACUUCAAGAGCGCUGAAGAGCAUCUAAACAUGGCGCUCCAGCUUAACAAGCACAACAUGACCUACAUGAUGCUGGGAAAGGUCUACCUGUUACAGGAAGACACCGAGAAGGCCAUUGAGAUCUACAAGAGUGCAGUGGAGUUUUCCCCUGAGAACACAGAGUUGCUCACCACACUAGGACUCUUGUACAUGCAGCUCGGCAAAUAUCAGAGGGCCUUUGAACAUCUCGGGAACGCCCUGACGUACGACGCGAACAAUUACAAGGCCAUCCUGGCAGCAGGAAGCAUGAUGCAGACACAUGGAGAUUUCGACGUGGCCAUGAACAAGUAUCGUGUGGCAGCUUUCACCGUGCCAGAAAGCCCUCCGCUCUGGAACAACAUCGGCAUGUGCUUCUUCGGCAAGAAGAAAUAUGUAGCUGCCAUAAGCUGUCUGAAGCGAGCGAACUACCUGUCUCCAUUUGACUGGAAGGUCUUGUAUAAUCUCGGCCUGGUGCAUCUCACCAUGCAGCAGUACGCCUCAGCUUUCCACUUCCUCAGCGCCGCUAUUAACCUUCAUCCACGCAUGGGAGAGCUCUACAUGCUCCUCGCUGUUGCCCUGACCAAUCUGGACGAUGUGGAAAACGCACGCAGGUCAUACGAACAAGCCGUUCAGCUGGACGAAUCCAAACCGCUGGUGAAUCUGAAUUUCGCCGUGCUGCUGUAUAAUCAGGGCGACAAGAAGGCGGCGCUACAGCAGUACCAGGAGAUGGAGAAAAAAGUCAACACGUUGAUCGAGUGCAACAGCAACACCGAGUUUGACCCCGAGCUUGUGGAGAUGGCUAAUAAAUUGGGUGCAGCCCUUCAGGCUGGGGACAAUUUAUUCUGGUCGAAACCAAGCAAAGAGUCCAAGAGCAGCCAGCGCUCAUCUUCCAGCAAGCCGUUCUCCUCACAGCAGCCCCUGGGUUCCAAUCAGGCGUUGGGUCAGGCCAUGUCAUCUGCUGCAGGCUAUAGCAAAAGCAUGCAACUGGCUGCAGAGCCAGAUGUUGAGAAUGCGCCAGCGCCUCCCUCUGAGCCACCAGGGGACGCUAAAGGUGAUGGUGAUGAAGAACAUCUUAAAGUCAGGGAGAAGAAAAGGAGCAAACCCAGAGCAGUGGCAGAGUAAAGCACGAACAAUUGCGGCCCUAUUCAUAGCGCAUUUAUUUAUACAUCGUUUAUACAAAGAGCUUUUGCGAUACGAUCUCUGUGACAAUAUCGCUCAGACACACUCUUGGUUCUCGAGUCUGCCAUGUUCUUGACUUUUUUUUUAGUCUGAACCUGAGGACGCCACAGGAAUCAUUAGACUUGUACAGAAAUAUAUAGACAUAUAGACAUGGCUAUGUUGUUUAAAGCACAUGAACACUAACAGCAUGUACUGUAAUGUACUAUAUGUAUUUUUUUGGAACUAGAAUAAAUAUCUGCAUUUA